UUAUAAUAUUAAUAAACAUUAAAAAUAAAGAGUUUCAUAGUAUUAAGACCAGCCCUAAGAAGAGGGAAGAAGAAGAAAUGAAAAGAAUUAGAAAAACGUAGAAAAUACAAAAACUAAAAAACUACAACCAAACUGCUUUCAUAAGCAUAGCAAAAGAGGCUUAAUCUCUCCUUCAAGAUAAUUUAUUUUUUAAAAAAACUUCUGUUGAAGAGGUUUAAGCUUCUCAUUUUUUGAUUCAACUUUUUUUCGGAAUUACUUUUUAGUGUUAAUCGAUUAUUAUUGGCUUUGUUUUGCUUAUUAUUGCGAAUUAGACCAGUUCAAAUAGUUUCAUUUGUUUAAAAGGAUUGGAUUGAGUGAUUGUUGUUCAACGCAUUGGGAGUAGAUCGAGAAGCAACACAGGUUUCUGAUCCGAUCAAUCUUUGGUAAAACAGAUGGCUACCAUGACCAGUCUUGCAGUUGGAUCUCUCGUCUGGGUGGAGGAUCCUGACAUUGCCUGGAUAGAUGGCGAAGUUGUGCAGGUUAAUGGUGAAGAUAUUAAAGUUCUGUGCACUUCAGGGAAGACGGUUGUUGUUAAGGCUUCAAAUUUAUAUCCUAAAGAUGCCGAGGCCCCACCAUGUGGAGUUGAUGAUAUGACAAAGCUGGCUUACUUGCAUGAACCUGGAGUCCUUCAAAAUUUAAGAUCAAGAUAUGAUAUGAAUGAAAUAUAUACAUAUACAGGAAAUAUAUUGAUUGCUGUGAACCCAUUCAGAAAACUACCUCAUCUUUAUGAUAGCCAUAUGAUGGCACAAUAUAAAGGGGCAGCCUUUGGUGAGUUGAGUCCACACCCCUUUGCUGUAGCUGAUGCUGCAUACAGACUAAUGAUCAAUGAGGGAAUAAGUCAGUCGAUUUUGGUUAGUGGUGAAAGUGGGGCUGGUAAAACAGAAAGUACAAAAUUGCUAAUGCAGUAUCUUGCUUACAUGGGAGGGAGAGCAGCUGCUGAGGGGAGAACAGUUGAGCAGCAAGUUCUGGAGUCCAACCCUGUUUUAGAAGCAUUUGGUAAUGCAAAGACUGUUAGGAAUAAUAACUCAAGUCGUUUUGGUAAGUUUGUGGAGAUUCAAUUUGACCGGAGGGGAAGGAUUUCAGGAGCUGCCAUCAGGACUUAUUUAUUAGAAAGAUCACGUGUUUGUCAAGUGUCUGAUCCUGAGAGAAAUUAUCACUGUUUCUACAUGCUUUGUGCGGCACCACCAGAAGAUAUUCAGCGGUACAAACUGGGAAAUCCAAGAACAUUUCACUAUCUGAACCAAUCUAAUUGCUACGAAUUGGAUGGAAUUGAUGAUUCUAAGGAAUAUACUGCGACAAGAAGGGCAAUGGAAGUCGUUGGAAUAAGUCCUGAGGAGCAGGAUGCAAUAUUCUGCGUUGUGGCUGCAAUUCUCCAUCUUGGGAACAUUGAAUUUGCUAAAGGGAAAGAAAUAGACUCAUCUGUGCCCAAAGAUGAAAAAUCAUGGUUCCAUCUAAGAACUGCUGCUGAGCUUCUCAUGUGCGAUGGGAAGUUAUUAGAAGAUUCCCUAUGCAAGCGUAUAAUCGUAACUCGUGAUGAAACCAUUACAAAAUGGUUGGAUCCAGAAUCUGCUGCACUUAGUAGAGAUGCUUUGGCUAAAAUUGUGUACUCAAGAUUGUUUGACUGGAUUGUGGAUAAAAUCAAUAGUUCAAUUGGUCAAGAUCCUGACUCAAAGUUCUUAAUUGGGGUGUUGGAUAUUUAUGGAUUUGAGAGUUUCAAGACAAACAGUUUUGAGCAAUUCUGCAUUAAUUUGACAAAUGAGAAACUGCAGCAGCAUUUCAACCAGCAUGUCUUCAAAAUGGAGCAAGAAGAGUAUACAAAAGAAGAAAUUAAUUGGAGCUACAUUGAGUUUGUUGAUAAUCAGGAUGUUCUGGACCUCAUUGAAAAGAAACCAGGUGGAAUAAUUGCUCUUCUAGAUGAGGCUUGCAUGUUUCCAAGAUCAACACAUGAAACAUUUGCUCAGAAGCUGUACCAGAUGUUUAAAAACCAUAAGCGCUUCAGCAAACCCAAAUUGUCCCGUAGCGACUUUACAAUCUGCCAUUAUGCUGGUGAUGUCACUUAUCAAACUCAAUUAUUCCUGGACAAGAACAAAGAUUAUGUUGUUGCUGAACAUCAGGCCCUUUUGACUGCUUCCAAAUGCUCCUUUGUUUCUGGUUUGUUUCCACCUUUAGCUCAGGAGUCCUCCAAAUCAUCAAAGUUCUCCUCAAUAGGUUCUCGAUUUAAGCAACAAUUACAAGCAUUACUUGAAACCCUGAGUUCCACAGAGCCACAUUACAUACGUUGUGUAAAGCCCAAUAAUCUUCUUAAGCCUUCAAUAUUUGAGAAUAAAAAUGUUCUACAACAACUACAGUGUGGGGGAGUUAUGGAGGCAAUUAGGAUUAGUUGUGCUGGAUACCCUACUAAAAAACCAUUUGUUGAAUUUGUAGACCGAUUUGGCCUCCUUGCACCUGAAGUUUUGGAUGGAAGUUCUGAUGAGGUUAAUGCUUGCAAGAAACUUCUAGAGAAGGUGAAACUUCAAGGCUAUCAGAUUGGUAAGACAAAGGUUUUUCUCAGGGCUGGUCAGAUGGCUGAACUAGAUACCCAUAGGAGUGAGGUCUUAGGAAGAUCUGCUAGUGUUAUCCAGAGGAAAAUCCGUUCUUAUUUAGCUCGCAGAAGUUUUAUCAUGCUUCGUCGGUCUGCACUACGGAUUCAAUCUGUUUGCAGAGGACAACUUGCUCGCAAUGUUUACAGUGGCAUGAGAAGAGAAGCUGCAAGUUUGAGGAUCCAGAGACAUUUGCGUAUGCAUCUUGCUAGGAAAGCUUAUAAAGAAUUGUGUUCCUCUGCUGUUUCCAUUCAGACGGUCAUGAGGGGGAUGGCUGCUCGCAAUGAGCUAUGCAUCAGAAGGCAGACCAGAGCAUCAAUUAUAGUUCAGAGCCAAUGCCGCAAGUUCUUGGCCCAGUUGCAAUAUAUGAAGUUGAAGAAAGCAGCAAUUGCAACACAAUGCGCAUGGAGAGGAAGAGUUGCUCGAAAGGAACUGCGGAAGCUUAAGAUGGCUGCUAGGGAAACUGGAGCCCUGCAAGCUGCCAAGAACAAACUGGAAAAGCAAGUUGAGGAACUGACAUGGAGAUUACAGCUGGAGAAACGUAUGAGGGUUGACAUGGAAGAGGCUAAAACAAAAGAAAACGCAAAAUUACAGUCUGCUUUGCAAGACAUGCAACUUCAGUUUAAAGAAACCAAAGAAUUGCUUGCCAAGGAACGCGAGGCUGCCAGAAGGGCAGCUGAGGUGGUCCCUGUAAUUCAGGAGGUUCCAGUGGUGGACAAUGUGAUGCUGGAGAAGCUUACAAGUGAGAAUGAAAAACUGAAGGCAAUGGUGAGUUCAUUGGAAAAGAAAAUUGGUGAAACGGAGGAAAAGUUUGAAGAGACAAACAAGAUCAGUGAAGAAAGGUUGAAACAAGCUUUGGAGGCAGAAUCAAAAAUAGUUCAGUUGAAGACUGUUAUGCACAGGCUUGAAGAAAAAAUUUUGGACAUGGAAUCUGAAAACCAAGUUCUGAGGCAGCAAACUCUGUUAAGUACACCUGUUAAGAAGAUUUCAGAGCAUCUACAGAUUCCAGUCACUCCGAAUCUGGAAAAUGGUCACCAUAUAGAUGAAGCAAACAAAUCAAAUGAACCACAGAGUGUGACUCCAGUGAAGAAGGUCGGCAUAGAAUCUAAUGGCAAGUUGCAAAAAUCCAAUCUUGAACGCCAACAUGAGAGCGUCAAUGCACUGAUCAAUUGCGUUACAAAGGACAUUGGGUUCAGUCAUGGAAAGCCUGUUGCUGCGCUUACCAUUUAUAAAUGUCUUCUUCACUGGAAAUCUUUUGAAGCAGAAAGGACCAAUGUGUUUGACCGUCUCAUUCAGAUGAUUGGCACUGCAAUUGAGAAUGAAGAAGACAAUGGUCAUAUGGCUUAUUGGUUGUCCAACACAUCAGCAUUAUUGUUCUUGCUCCAAAAGACUCUAAAGGUUUCUGGUGCAAAUGGUGCAACUCCAAGUCGGAAACCACCCACUCCAACCUCUCUGUUUGGAAGGAUGACAAUGAGUUUUCGCUCUUCCCCUUCAUCCAACAACCUUGCUGCAGCUGCUGCACUUGCAGUAGUUCGCAAGGUAGAGGGAAAAUACCCUGCGUUGCUUUUCAAGCAGCAGCUUGCAGCAUAUGUGGAAAAGAUCUAUGGAAUUAUUAGAGACAAUUUGAAGAAAGAGAUAUCAUCUUUGCUUUCUCUAUGCAUCCAGGCACCUAGAACAUCUAAGGGAAAUGUACUAAGAUCUGGACGGUCCUUUGGCAAAGAUUCUCCUUCAACUCAUUGGCAGGGCAUUAUUGAUAGCCUCAACACCCUCCUCAGUACUUUGAAAGAAAAUUUUGUGCCACAAGUUCUUAUCCAGAAGAUAUUUACUCAAACAUUUUCGUACAUAAAUGUACAAUUGUUUAAUAGCCUUCUUUUACGCCGUGAGUGUUGUACGUUUAGCAACGGAGAAUAUGUUAAAGCUGGGUUAGCGGAGUUAGAGCUCUGGAGUUGCCAAGUGAAAGAAGAGUAUGCAGGAUCGUCCUGGGAUGAACUUAAGCACAUUAGACAGGCUGUUGGUUUCUUGGUUAUACAUCAGAAGUACAGAAUUUCAUAUGAUGACAUUACAAAUGAUCUCUGCCCUAUUCUUAGUGUACAGCAAUUGUACAGAAUAUGUACCCUGUAUUGGGACGACAACUAUAAUACUCGAAGUGUUUCUCCAGAUGUUAUUUCCAGCAUGAGGGUAUUAAUGACAGAGGAUUCCAAUGAUGCGGUUAGUAGUUCCUUUUUAUUGGACGACAAUUCCAGCAUUCCCUUCUCAGUUGACGAUCUUUCCAAAUCGCUCCAAGAGAUAGAAUUCUCGGAAGUCAAACCAGCAGACGAACUUCUUCAGAAUCCAGCCUUCGAAUUUUUACUCGAGUAAGGCUAAGGAAGCUUUGAAUCGAUCCGUCCCCUAUUUCUUGUGGCAAUGGAGACUUAAAAACCCUAUUGCCAACUAAAAUGAUUGUUGUAAAUUCAUUUUUCAUUUCAUCUAUCACCCUUGAUAUAUAAUUUUUUUUUCCCAUUACAUCCAUUAAA
Gossypium arboreum is the source of this 5131-nucleotide messenger RNA. Its product is annotated as myosin-6. NCBI's taxonomy places the organism in Eukaryota, Viridiplantae, Streptophyta, Magnoliopsida, Malvales, Malvaceae. Gene Ontology annotation, molecular function: actin filament binding; ATP binding; microfilament motor activity. Gene Ontology annotation, cellular component: cytoplasm; vesicle; actin cytoskeleton. The transcript has 39 exons. The coding region runs from base 432 to 4976 and encodes 1514 amino acids. The record is from RefSeq and is a predicted model, not a curated record. Gene Ontology annotation, biological process: root hair elongation; vesicle transport along actin filament; actin filament organization.